UUCAGAGAUUUGUGUCUCCAUUGGGGUUCACCACUGCCUUUGGGCACAAGACACGAGCCAGGUCCAACCGGGUCGAAUCCAGACCCAUUUCAAACCUCACAUUCGGUUCCCGAAUUCAAUGAAAAAUCGAGCCACCCAUUUGCAGAAAAUGGCGAGUGACGACGUCUCCGGCUCAGAAACUGACGAAACUGAGGAGAACUCGAGCUCAGACGAGCCAGGAAACCCCAAUAAUGGCGAAACACAGGCGAUAUCGGAGUACGAGAAACAGAGGCUUUCACGAAUUGCAGAAAACAGAGCGAGAUUGGAGGCUCUGGGGCUGCCUAAAAUGGCGUCUUCUUUGAUGGGUUCGGUUCAAUUAAAGCAAAAGCAAAAGCAAAAACAAAAGGGAAAAGCAAAGGUGGUUGAGGACGAGGAUUACACACCGCCAGUGGCAGAGGAGGGUUCCAGUUCUUCUAACGGAGAUGAUGAUGACGACGAAAAGGAGUUUGUGGGUGGUAGAUCUUCUGGGGCUCGUGUUCAGAAGGUAAAGAAUAGAACUUCAAAACCUAAGAAAAAGGUUCCUGUUCAGAAGAUCUCAAGCAACUCAGAGUUUGUGGACGAUGAUGAUGCCUUAAAGCAGGCAAUUGCCCUUUCACUAAAAGAUUGUCCAGUGGCUACAGAUAGGCUGCAAAGUGGACCUUGUCAGAGCUCUGAUGCGGGUGUUUUGGAUGAUACCAAAAGUGAAAGAAAGGGAAAAGCACAAAUCCAGGAGGGUUCAGGAAGGAGGAAGAGAAAAAAACCGAUCACUAGUCGAGUGCAAAUGACUGAAGAUGAACUAGUCAUACACUUCUUUCAGUUUGAUGUGGAAUGCCGGCAUGCAGAAGCAGGGAAGGGGGGCAUAACCUUGCGAGAUCUACAAAGAAUGGCCUAUACUCAUGAUUUUACAUGGACGGACAAAGAAAUGGCCGAUAUGAUUCAUUGCUUUGAUAGUGAUGGAGAUGGAAAGCUUAGCCUGGAAGAUUUUCAGAAGAUUGUUAGUCGAUGCAACAUGUUACAAAGAUCCGAAACUGAUAAUGCAGGAAUGGGGUCGAAGUCAUGACCAGGCAAUAGUGUCUUGUGUAUCUUCCAAUUGCUAAUUAUUAAUGUUCUCUUAUUGUAAUGACUAAGGGUAAGUAUUGCUUAUACAGACCGGCUAUGUAUGUGGAUGCAUUUGGAAAAUUAAGUAACGGGCACAAAGAAAGCAUCUGUCCUAGCUUGAAAAAGACGGGAAAUGGAAGAAAACAAGGAAAUAUUUGGAUGAUUCUAAAAAAUUGAUCUCUA
Molecule: messenger RNA, 1299 nt
Organism: Vitis riparia (riverbank grape)
Lineage: Eukaryota; Viridiplantae; Streptophyta; Magnoliopsida; Vitales; Vitaceae
Exons: 6
Coding region: 119-1078 (319 amino acids)
Molecular function (GO): calcium ion binding
Source: RefSeq, a predicted model, not a curated record